AUGCAUCGUGAACAACUUCAGCAGCAUCAGCUACGAAAUGUUGUUUUCACCGGUCGAGAUAUCGUUUUGGCUUAUAUGCGCCUUAAGCCAACAAAGUUUGACGGCUCUGAUGAUGCUAUGGACUUCCUGGAGGAAGUGGAACGUAAUGCUCGACGUUUACAAGCUAACGAGAGACACACAAUCGUCAUGGUGGAAAUGUCUAUGCGAGGACCUGCGAAAGAUUGGUUUCAACGCCAUAUUCAGCCAACAAUGGACACAAUUUCUUACCGUUUACGAUUUGCACCUGAUCUGACUGCAGGUCCAGUCAGAGUGAACUCGAGAUUUGUAGAGGGUUUAGGACCCGAGUUUGUGAGUCUGACGUCUGAUAUCAGAAUAACCUUAGUGCAAUUGAUUGAUAACGCCAGGCAUAUGGAGAUUUCUCUGAUUCGAUAUGGGAUAAUUCCUCACCCUUCUAACGUUGUAUCAAUAAGGAGUGAUAAGUUUCGCAGCGUGCAGAGCGCUCCAACGCAGUCAUACGUUGGGAGAUACUCAAGGCCGACACAACGUCAGGGAGAACGUAAGAAAGCUCGACAUGGAUCUCGAGUUGGAACUACUAGCACAGGAUUUGGUGCUAGAUCUACUAGUGGUUUAGGAAGUGGAACUCCUAUUUGUUUGACGUGUAAUAAGAGGCACUACGGCGCGUGCCACAUUGCUACUAAGGCAUGUUUCAACUGUGGCCAACGGGGUCAUUUUGCAAGAGAUUGUCCGAGGCAGAUGCCUCAAGGCUCCAUGACUACAGUGGUGCAGUCUUCCUAUCAUAAACAAAGAGCUGCACAUCAGGCGGCGUCAGGGUACGAUCAGACGGGGAGUACGUUUACUGGUCAGAGGUUCCGUAGUUUUGAGGCUCAGGCUUCCAAUGUUGUUGUGCAAGGUAUCUUUCCUAUCGCUUCUCAAGAUGCAUUAGUUUUGUAUGAUCCGGGUGCUACGCAUUCAUUUGUUUCGCCUAGUUUCGCUAGUAAGUUAGGGGUGCAACCCGCAUAUCUUAAGAAUCCUUUGUCCGUAGCUACCCCAGUAGGUGAAAGUGUGGAAGUUAGUAUUGUCUACCCCUCUUGUCCGGUGAGAGUUCAAGGACGAGAUUUGAUGGUGGACUUGAUAUUACUUGAAGUGUUAGUUUUUUACGUCAUAUUAGGAAUGGAUUGGCUAGCUCAGUACUAUGCCAAUAUGGAUUGUCGGAAGAAGAUAGUAACGUUUAAUACGCCUGAAAUUGAAGCAGUUUCAAUUCAGGGUGAUAAGAUGGAAUCUUCUACGAGUAUCAUUUCCGCUCUUAAAGCUUGUCGUAUGUUAAAGAAGGGAUGUCAAGGAUUCCUAGCUAUAUUACAAGGAGCAAAGUACUUUUCCAAGAUCGACUUGAGAUCAGGAUAUCAUCAGCUGAAGAUUCGAGAUGAUGACAUCCAGAAGACUGCUUUCCGAACUCGAUACGGACAUUACGAGUUUCUUGUUAUGUCAUUUGGGAAUGAAUGCGCCAGCAGCCUUCAUGGACUUGAUGAAUAG
Molecule: messenger RNA, 1530 nt
Organism: Mercurialis annua (annual mercury)
Lineage: Eukaryota; Viridiplantae; Streptophyta; Magnoliopsida; Malpighiales; Euphorbiaceae
Exons: 4
Coding region: 1-1530 (509 amino acids)
Molecular function (GO): nucleic acid binding; zinc ion binding
Source: RefSeq, a predicted model, not a curated record